UUGUAGAAAACUAGAAAUUGUACUAAAACCGAUAACAUUUCUUUUUCAAACAGAAUAAUCCAAUAAUUAAUAUCAAUAACUGUACAAUCUACCUUCAAUUAAAUCACACUACAUCAGAAGAGUACAAGAUGUCACAAGGUGAAAGCGUUGCAAAAAGGCGGCACGGAAAAUGGAACAUUGACAUGACAUUACGUAAAGGUGAAAGACAACAACAAGAACUGCCUAGUCCUCCUGGAUAUGGUUCUGAUCGUCACCAAGCCAAAGAAACUGUACGAGGGGGAGGGGGGACAGACCAAGCAUUGAUCGAUAAAAAGGGUUGGGAUGUCGCUCUUGCCCCAAUCAAAAGCCUUCCAAUGAAUGUUUUCCUCAUGUAUAUGUCUGGAAACACAAUUUCAAUAUUUCCAAUUAUGAUGGUGGGAAUGAUGUUCUUUCGUCCAGUUCAAGCUUUAAUGGGAAUUAAAAACACAAUGAAAAUGUUGGAAAGAGCUCGGCAGUAUUAUCUACUCACACUUGUUUUUAUGCUCGGAAAUAUUAUGGCCAUUGGUCUUGCAGUAUAUAAAUGUCACAGUAUGGGUCUCUUACCAACACAUGAAUCAGACUGGCUUGCAUUUGUUAGUCCAUUAGAAAGAAAGGAAUACGUUUCAGGCGGUGUUGGAAUAUAGCGUUGGCGAUAAAAUACUGUCCCAGCAGAACAAUCAUAUUGUCACGGGUAUGGUUCGAAAUGUGUGACAUAUUGUAUAGCCUAUACUUAAAGAGAAAGUGAUAAAUAAAAUCAUUGUAGUAAGAAUAUGAUUAUUCUUCAUUAUUAAAUCGUAAUAAUGGAGUUCCCAAAAUUCAUUAAGUCAUAUCAAAAACACCAUUUUAUUUUGAAUUGGCAUGUCGUAUGCUGCUCAUUUUUAUUUAUUUAAUACUUUCUGGAAAAAUCAAAUCCUUGAGUUUAUUUUACCAUGACCAGGAUAAUGGCAACAAAUGCAAUUGUAUAAUAAGCCAAAGUAUAGUCGGUAAACACAUCUUUCUCAUCACCCACCAAAAAAUUGAAAUUUGCUUAAUGUAGUGUUUUAUUUUGAUAACUAAUUUGACAGUUUUUUAAAUAAAAUUUUUCGAUAUAAUUCUGGUUGAGAUAAACAUGUUAUAUAUAAACUGGAAUUGAUGGUUUCAUCCAUUUUAGUCAUAAAUGAUUAAAAAAAGCAAUGCAUCAUUUCUCUGGUGUAAUAAUGUUGUGUAUGCUAUACCAAAUUACUAUUUUUACAGUUGGUCUGAAUAACUGGGUUUUAGCUAGCAAUAAGCAUAUUGCAAUUUAUGAGUUCCAUAGACUGCCAUGAUUUAUGUAAGGAUAUUUAUUUAUUAUUUGCAAAAAGUUGAAGAUUUGAUUCAUCUUGGUUUUCCAUUGAACUAUCAUAAGUUCGGGGGUCCAUGCAUGACUUUUUGUGAUGUGCUUUUUUGGUACAUGGUAAUACAAUUUUCACAUUUGUUGCUCGGGAGUUCUAAAUUUAGUCAAUCUGUGCAAUUUUUGAUGAACAUUUAACAACUGUCAAAAUAUAACCCAUGUUAAAAGCUAAGAAUAUGAUUACCAUUGAAUAUUUUAAUGAGACUAUUUGCAUAGAUUUUUUGAAUGCUGCUUCUAUGUGUUUUGUCAGAAUUUUGUAUAAAUGUUGUAUUUAGAUAUAACGUUGUUUGCAAUAAUUUCUUAAAUAUUGUGUAAAUAAUCAAUUUGUCAAUUCAG
Styela clava is the source of this 1723-nucleotide messenger RNA. RefSeq names its product ER membrane protein complex subunit 4-like. The record is from RefSeq and is a predicted model, not a curated record. Lineage: Eukaryota; Metazoa; Chordata; Ascidiacea; Stolidobranchia; Styelidae.